Molecule: messenger RNA, 2626 nt
Organism: Sebastes umbrosus (honeycomb rockfish)
Lineage: Eukaryota; Metazoa; Chordata; Actinopteri; Perciformes; Sebastidae
Gene: gxylt2
Product: glucoside xylosyltransferase 2
Exons: 7
Coding region: 197-1564 (455 amino acids)
Biological process (GO): protein O-linked glycosylation via N-acetylgalactosamine
Molecular function (GO): UDP-xylosyltransferase activity
Source: RefSeq, a predicted model, not a curated record
CCUCCGCUGUGUAAUCCUCCAUGGACGUGGAGAGAAGCUCCUCUCCGCUCUCCAUCAUCAUCAUCUGCAGAAGAAAUGCGAGCGGGGAGCGGCAACAAAAUGUCAACUGGAGCUGCUCUCCCUCUCCCUCCUCCUCUCCAGCAGACAUGAGCGGCGCCCCGUCGGCCUCUAACACCCGCAACAAGUCGCCUUCACCAUGCGGAUCCACUGCAAAGUAGUUGUGAUCGCUUUGUGCUUCGGAGUUUUCCUACUUUUGUACUUUUUGGGGGGCAACGCGGCGGACGAUGAUCCGCUGCUGAGAGAAGUUGGGGAGCAGCAGAAGCAGCAGGAGGAGAAGGAGGAGAAAGAGGAGGAAGACAACUCUUCUCGGUCUUCCUCCAAACAGAUCCGACGAGAUGUGGCUGCAAAGUUGGCGAAGAAAGCAUCCGCCGUGCGUAAAGAGAAAGAGGCGCCUCCAAAGGGACGCAGAGAGAAGAUCAACAGAGGAGCCAGCGUGAAUGCAAAGAGCAAACCGCGGAACAACGUGGGCCGACCCGUGACCAGGCGCAAACGGGUGGAGGAGGUCAUGCACCUGGCCGUGGUGGCCUGUGGGAGUCGUCUGGACGAGACGCUCACCAUGGUCAAAUCAGCCCUCCUGUUCAGCCUCAAGAGGAUCACGUUUCACAUUUUUGCUGAGGACCCUUUGGCCCCGCAGUUUGAAGAAAGGUUGAACAAGUGGCCCCGCGCCGUCUCAUCCAAGUUCCAGUACCGGAUCUACCCCAUCACCUUCUCCGUGGGGAACGCUGACGAGUGGAAGAAGCUCUUCAAGCCCUGCGCUGCUCAGAGACUCUUCCUCCCCGUCAUCCUGAAAGACGUGGACUCGUUGCUCUACGUAGACACCGACGUGCUGUUCCUGCGGCCCAUGGAUGAUAUCUGGAGUCUCCUGAAGUCCUUCAACAGCACUCAGCUGGCAGCGAUGGCCCCGGAGCACGAGGUCCCGAAGAUCGGCUGGUACAGCCGCUUCGCCCGCCACCCUUUCUACGGAGUCACGGGGGUCAACUCCGGCGUCAUGCUGAUGAACCUCACAAGGAUCCGCAGCACGAUGUUCAAAAACAGUAUGAUCCCCAGCGGUCUGUCAUGGGAGGAUAUUCUACAUCCACUCUAUCAGAAGUACAAGAACCACAUCACCUGGGGAGACCAGGACCUCCUCAACAUCAUCUUCCACUACAACCCAGAGUGUCUCUUCAUCUUCCCCUGCCAGUGGAACUACAGACCAGAUCACUGUAUGUACGGGAGUAACUGUAAAGGGGCUGAAGAGGAGGGCGUGUCCAUUCUCCAUGGCAACCGGGGCGUGUAUCACGAUGACAAGCAGCCAGCGUUCAAAGUAGUCUAUGAUGCAAUACGUGAAUAUCCCUUUGAGGACAACAUGUUCCAGUCGCUGUUCUACCCGAUCCAAACCAAGUUCCUAGACACAGUCAACACGCUGUGCGGACGGAUUCCUCAAGUCUUCCUCAAGCAGAUAGAAAAGACCAUGAAGAAGGUGUUUGAGGAUACAGUGGUCCGACAUGUUAAACCGCACAAAUAAACUGAUGGAGAAACGGACUCCCUGUUUUUAUCUGACGACACCGAGGACCAUGUUGCUGUGAAUUAUGUGCCGUACCAGCGUCUUCCAGACUGAACUGCCGGCUCAUGUGUUUGCAGUGUAUUCAACACUUCCUGGAAUGGUCUUGUGAACAUUAUGACCCUCUAAUGAUGGUGUGGGUAAUAAGCCUAGAAGCAUACAGUGCUGGUCAGUGAUGCCGUAGAAUAGGUUUGCCUUAUUGCCGUCUUAAAUCUUUCACAUUCAAGUUAUGAACGUCGAUGAAAUGUAUGAGAAUAUUGGAAAGCUACGGUGGAAAAAAAGACUGCAUGAAUUCUUUUUAUCAAGAAUUAUGAAGGUAUCUGAAGUAGUGGGCGAAAAGCAGAAUUUAAGGUGUCAAUUUUAAGGCAUUUAACAAAAGUAUCUACCGUCUUUAUUUUUCCUCAUGAACAUGGUAAAAACAAAGUCAACUUUGGACUUUGGAAAGCUUUACUACCUGAAGUAGUAGAUUCAUUAACCGCUCCUCUAAAAUCAUGUGAAUGUUUUACCAGCAAAUAACUUGAAAUGUGAGCUUGUGUGUGAAUGAGAGGUGUUACGAGUCUGUUCUGCAGUUGCCAAAUGCCACUGACAGUAUUAAAAAACAGCACAACAGAGGAAAUACGGAUUUUUACGUUACAAGCCGAAUGUUUAAAAUGCACUUUCAGAAUGAUAUUAGGACUGGAUGGUUGUCUGUACGCAACAUGUCCACGUUAGAUGCUACGCUGUCCGAGUGAAAACCAAAAGUGCUAGCAUUUAAUAAAAAUAGUGACAUACAACAGCUGAUUAUGUGCCAUAUAAAUAUUCAUGUCUGCCAUGUUUACUAUUACAGGAAAAUGAGUGGUAUAGACGUGUGAGUGUGUGUGAUUGAGAGGUUGUAAUAUGAUGUAUGGUCUGUUGUGAACACAUGGGUCACAUGUUUUCGCAGCAUUACUUUCAAUGUGAUGUAAUGAUCUGAAUAUAUCACUCAAACUGGAAACUGAACGUGGCUGUACAGUCAACAUGUGUUUCUAAAUAAAUCAAUGCAAUGUA